GGCUGCUCUCCCCUCCUGGCCGCCCCCGAUGCCUGCCAGGCUUCUGGCUGUGCCGGAGCCCCUGCCUGCCCAGCCGCCCCGCCCCGUCCAGCUGGGAUUCGGGGGCCCGAGCUGUCUGGGGUCCCAGGGCCAAUGCAGUGCCGGCUCCUCCGGGGCCUGGCGGGAGCCCUCCUCACCCUCCUGUGCAUGGGGCUCCUCUCCCUCCGCUGCCGCCUGAGCCGGUCCCCGAAGGGCGAGCAGGAGGCCCCCGGGCAGAGCCCGCCGCCCCCGGAGCUGCGGCUGCAGGACGUCUUCAUUGCAGUCAAGACGACCCGCGCCUUCCACCGCUCCCGCCUGGACCUGCUGCUGGACACGUGGGUCUCCAGGACCCGGGAACAGACGUUUGUCUUCACGGACAGCCAGGAUGCAGGCCUUCAGGAGAGACUGGGGCCCCACCUAGUGGUCACCAACUGCUCUGCGGAGCACAGCCACCCAGCCCUGUCCUGCAAGAUGGCUGCUGAGCUGGAUGCCUUCUUGGCCAGUGGACUGAGGUGGUUCUGCCACGUGGAUGACGACAACUACGUCAACGCCAGGGCGCUGCUGAAGCUGCUGAAGGCCUUCCCGCAGACGCUGGACGUCUACGUCGGCCGGCCCAGCCUGAACCGGCCCAUCCACGCCUCGGAGCCGCAGCCCCACAACCGCACGAGGCUGGUCCAGUUCUGGUUUGCCACUGGGGGUGCUGGCUUCUGCAUCAACCGGAAACUGGCUCUGAAGAUGGCCCCCUGGGCCAGCGGCCCCCACUUCGUGGACACGUCCGCGCUCAUCCGGCUCCCCGACGACUGCACCGUGGGCUACAUCAUCGAGUGCAAGCUGGGGGCCCGCCUGCAGCCCAGCCCCCUCUUCCACUCCCACCUGGAGAUGCUGCAGCUGCUGCGGGCCGCCCAGCUCCCGGAGCAGGUCACCCUCAGCUACGGCGUCUUCGAGGGGAAGCUCAACGUCAUUAGGCUGCAGGGCCCGUUCUCCCCCGAGGAGGACCCCUCCAGGUUCCGCUCCCUGCAUUGCCUCCUCUACCCUGACACGCCCUGGUGCCCACAGCUGGUGGCCCGAUGACCCCUGCACUGCCGGGCGACGGCUGAGCCGAGGCCUCUGGCUGUCCCUCGCCUCCCAAGGCGGCCCUGAGGGCCUGAGGCGGCAAGUGCCCUGGGGAGGGUAGCCCCUGGCAGGGCUCCCGAGAGGUGGGCAAGCCCAGGAUUGGACGGUGACUGGUGGUAGAGGCAUCCCACACUCCGGAGAGGUGGGUCGGCUGGCCCGGGUACCGGGGGAAGUCAGAGAGACUCCAGGGCUGGGUUCCCACGGGCCCUGGGUGGCUGCAUUGAACAGGGUGAGGGCCACUGAGCUGGCCUGGGGCUCAGAGUCUUAAACCUCAACAAAAUGACUUGGGCUUCUGGGUGGGCUGUGGCCCCAGCCCCAGCUCCGGUCUCUCAGUCAUUCCCGGGGGUCAAGCCCCGGGCCCGCCCCUCACGCCUGGAUCCUGGGGCCUGAUCUGCCACCACCGGGCGCCAGGAGGAAAGGUGGCGGGUGCUGCUGGUGCCGGCAGUCUCCAGCUCCGUGCUCCCGCCCCAUGCUAACAGACCCCGGUUUUGUUUGGAGCACCGGCCUGCCGGAUCCGAUGCUGGAUCCUCCUGGGUCCCAGCCGAGCUGGAUGAGCCCUUUGCUCCCUCUCUCAGCUCCCCGAGCUGUGAGGCGCUUCCAUUAAUCUAUGGAAGCUCUGCCCUUGCGUGUGAACUGAGCAAAGCCACGGGGGAGGCCUCCGGGGAAGUGGCGCAGCCCCGCACGCCCUCUUCCUGCUGGGAAUGUGGGCGUGAUGUCUGGCUCUGGGCAGCCCCUUUGUGGCCAUGAAGCAGAGGCCGGGAUAGCCUUCCAAACCUGUCUUGUCUAGCUGGUUCUGUUGGAAAAUUAAACCCCUGUUUGUUCA
Messenger RNA from Pipistrellus kuhlii (Kuhl's pipistrelle), 1954 nucleotides. It is a transcript of the gene MFNG, whose product is annotated as MFNG O-fucosylpeptide 3-beta-N-acetylglucosaminyltransferase. Lineage: Eukaryota; Metazoa; Chordata; Mammalia; Chiroptera; Vespertilionidae. Bases 133 to 1089 code for a protein of 318 amino acids. Gene Ontology annotation, biological process: pattern specification process; regulation of Notch signaling pathway. The transcript is spliced from 8 exons. Gene Ontology annotation, cellular component: Golgi membrane. The record is from RefSeq and is a predicted model, not a curated record. Gene Ontology annotation, molecular function: O-fucosylpeptide 3-beta-N-acetylglucosaminyltransferase activity.